Messenger RNA from Euleptes europaea (tarantolino), 633 nucleotides. It is a transcript of the gene MPZL2, whose product is annotated as myelin protein zero like 2. Gene Ontology annotation, biological process: cell-cell adhesion. Lineage: Eukaryota; Metazoa; Chordata; Lepidosauria; Squamata; Sphaerodactylidae. The record is from RefSeq and is a predicted model, not a curated record. Gene Ontology annotation, cellular component: membrane. The transcript is spliced from 5 exons. The coding region runs from base 1 to 633 and encodes 210 amino acids.
AUGGCGUGCGGCGCCAGGCUCCGCCUGCUGCUGGUACUCUGGCCUGUGGCAGCGAUGGACAUCUACACCCCCACCACCCUGGAGGUUCUGAAUGGGACAGACGUGCGCCUGAAGUGCACCUUUUACAGCAGCAUCCCUCCGGGGGAGAAGGUGGCCGUCACCUGGAACUUCCGGCCCCAGUCAAGCGGGCCGGACCAGAAUGUGUUCUACUACCACGAGCAGCCUUACCCCCCGACAAUGGGACGCUUCUCUGGCCGAGUGACGUGGGACGGCAACAUACACAAGAGUGACGCCUCCAUCAUGCUAUGGAACGUGAACCCGGCUGACAACGGGACUUUCCAGUGUCAAGUGAAGAACCCCCCUGAUGUGGGUGGGGACAUAGGCGAGAUCCAGCUGGCAGUGGUGCUGAAAGUGACCUUCUCGGAGAUCCACAUCUUAGCCCUCACCAUCGGCUCUGCCUGCGCGCUCAUGAUUGUCAUUGUGGUGGUGGUGGUGGUCUGCCGUCAGCAGCGGAGGAAGUGGCGAGAGAAGCACAUGGAGAUGGUGGAGACAGAACGUAACAGGUCAGAGAAGGAGAAGCUGAAGAAGGCUGAGCCGCAGGAGGCCGCACUCGUGCUGGGAGACAGAGCCUGA